This is a messenger RNA of Brassicogethes aeneus, 2166 nucleotides long. NCBI's taxonomy places the organism in Eukaryota, Metazoa, Arthropoda, Insecta, Coleoptera, Nitidulidae. The record is from the annotation of a GenBank genome assembly.
AAUUCAAAACCCAUUAUAAACUGUUUUUAGUUUAUUUAGAGCUAUAAAUUGAGGAUUUACUUGGUUUAAUAUUUAUUAUCAAUUUCCACGCGCAACAGUGUUUUUCUGUCAAAACAAUUGUUUGAUUGCCAGAUUUGUCAAGUGAUUUUUGUAUACUUUCAAAAUUUAGUGUUUUUGAGAAAAACGGUGUGCUUAAAAAGCUUUCAGAGGUUAAUUUAUUAUUAUAUGUUAAAUGAAUAAUCUAAAUAACUUGCUUAAUGUUAAUGUGUAAUAAAUUCAGUUAAAUUAACCUCACUUCUUUGAUUUUGUAUUUUAUAAUAAUGUGGAAAUAUGUUAUUGGGACUGUAGCAGUCGGUUCACUGACAUACAGCAUUGUAAAGUACUUUUCUGGCGGUGUGUGUUAUUGCACGACUCGUUUAGAUGGGCUUGUUAUCGUAAUAACUGGAGGAAAUAGCGGAAUUGGAAAAGCAUUAGCAUUAGAGUUGGCUAAAAGAGGAGCUUCUUUGGUAUUGGCAUGUAGAUCAAUUGAGAAGGGAAUAGAAGCUAAAAAAUACAUUCAGUCUCAGUUGCCAAAUCAGCCUUGUAAGAUUAUUGUAAAGCAAUUGGAUUUAGCUUCAAUUGCUAGCAUAAUAAAGUUCUCUGAUACUUUAUGUUGCGAAUUUAAAGAGAUUUAUGCAUUGGUUAACAAUGCUGGUAUCUUUUACCACCCACAAGGUUUAACUGAGGAUAAUUUUGAAGUAACAUUCCAAACUAAUUAUCUUGGACAUUUUAUUUUAACCCAUCAACUGUUGAAGUUGCUUAAAAAGUCUGUGCAUGCAAGAAUUAUAAAUGUAGCAUCCGAAGGGCAUAGGAGUGUGAACGUUUAUGAUCUAAAAGCUGUAACCAACUGUCAUACAGAGUUUAGAUCGCAUUUUACUUCUUAUGGAGUCUCCAAAUUGGCAUUAAUUUUGUUCACAAAAGAGUUGUCGAAAAAACUUAUCAACACAAACGUUAUUGUUAACUCCGUGAACCCGGGCAACGUUGAAACCGACGUCUACCGUCACUUUCCACCACUAAGCAACAAGUGGUUGUUCGCCUUGCAGUGGCCCCUGCGCAUACUGCUCGUAAAACGCCCACAUCAAGGAGCCCAAACUUUGCUUCACAGCCUCCUAACGUCGAACAGAUCCACCGGGCAGUACUACAGCGACUGCAAGUUGGCUCUGCCCAGUCCUAUAGCGGCCAGCGACAAGGUGGCGAAAGAGUACUACAAGCUUACCGUCGGAAUACUGGAUAAGAAGCUGAUCGAGUCUGAGUGUUAAAUUUAGGGAAGAUGUCGCGCAAAAUUGAAGAGUUUGAUUCGCCGCAUGGUAGAAUUGGAAAGGAAAUAAUCUCUCCUGGACUGUUCGGCAGCAAACCUAUAGAAAAUAGUAUUUGCGAUAUAAACCACGUAGAUUUAAAUGAAUCAAUUAAAAUAACCAUAGGACAGCAGGAUAGUGAUUUCGGUCGGAUUUUGGAUGUUUGUAUACCCACUAUGAGUAAGGGAGAAACAUCAAAAUUCACAGUGAAAGAAUGCAGUUUCACCUUGCUAUUGCAUAGUUUUACAGAAGGAAAAUAUAUCUACCAAUUAACGCCCGAGGAUAAAUACAAUUUGGCUCUAAAACACAAAGAUGUCGGUGUGGAUUUAUUCAAAAAUAAUCGCAACAAAGACGCCGCAUCCCGUUUUAGUAAAGCUUUGAAAUACUUGCAUUCCAUUCCCAUAGAUGUAGCGAAAAAACCUGUCGAACUGGACGGUAUUCUAGUAAAAGAUAUUAAUACAUUAAAAGGCACUCUUUACAAUAAUCUAGCGUCAUGCUAUUUCAAAAAUCAAUCCUGGACUUUGGUUAUCGAAAUUUGUAAUAGAGUUAUUAAUUAUGAUAAGGAUAAUGUUAAGGCACUAUAUAAAUUAGGAGUUUCAUAUAAGCAUGAGAAAAACUAUGAGAAAUCGUAUGAGAGUUUUAAGAGGGUGUUGGAGUUAGAACCUAAUAAUAAAGCAUGUGGUGAACAUUUAAAGUUUGUUGUAUCUCAACUUAAAGAAUCUCAAAAAAAUGUCAAUGAUUUGGUUAAGAGAAUGUUUGUUGCCUAAGUAUUAUGUAGAAGAUAGUUAAAACUUAAUUUUCACAAAAUUUAUUUUUGUUAUAUUUGGAUCUG